Linepithema humile (Argentine ant) is the source of this 2934-nucleotide messenger RNA. RefSeq names its product POP1 ribonuclease P/MRP subunit (gene Pop1). Lineage: Eukaryota; Metazoa; Arthropoda; Insecta; Hymenoptera; Formicidae. The record is from RefSeq and is a predicted model, not a curated record. Gene Ontology annotation, biological process: tRNA 5'-leader removal. Gene Ontology annotation, cellular component: nucleolar ribonuclease P complex; ribonuclease MRP complex.
AAAAUUUAAAUUUUUUCUUAAAGAAAUUAAUUUAUUAGUCUACGUGAGACAGUUAACUCAAUUAUUUUAUUUAAGACUCAAACAUUGUAGUCAAGACUCAAACCAUUGGUCACAUGCGACCACACUAUAUAAUAUUUGAAUUCAAAAUGAGAUCACGUGGACUUAACCUCUGUUUGAUUUCGUGAUGCCGUGCUACAAUUCUGAAACAUACUUUUACUUGAAAGAAUAAGUAAAUUUGGUAAAAGUAUAAUAUAUUGACAAGUAAAUAUUAUGGCAAAAAGGAAGCAAUUUGAUGAAUUUUUGGGAGGAUCCCAAUCACUUCCACAUGAAGUUUCCAUUGCACAAUUCGCCUCUUCACGAGCUCAAGAAAUAUCCAUGAUGACAUAUUCGAUAGAAAAUCCUAAGCAAACCAAGUUGGUGUUUCAAAAGCUUCCUGUAUAUAUGCGUAGACGUGUUAUGUCUCACAAUGUCAAAAGACUACCACGUAGAUUACGAGAAGCACAUUUGGCACAAAUGACAAAAUCAGCAAAUGGCAAAAAUUUACCACUAAUAAGCAAACGGCCAUCCCGGAAAUAUCGUAGAAGACCACGCAAUUUACUUUCUGAAUACAGCCGUAGACAACGUAAUAAAAUUUGGUUGGAAACUCACAUUUGGCAUGCAAAACGCUUUCACAUGAUCGACAAAUGGGGAUAUAGAAUUGCGAAUUAUCCAAACGACAAAUGCUUUAGAGCUAAUUAUCGUGCUGUCACAAAGCACUGCCUGCUGCAAGAUAUUUCUUACUAUACUUGCAUUGAAAUAAAAGGAGAGGAAAAUUUGCUAAAGACAACACUGAAAACACAUUGCAAUCCAACGACGUUAACUUUUGCAGCAAAAAAAUGGAUUAAUGGUAAUAGAGAAGGUGCUGUGAUGUUUUUUAAGAAAAAUGGUUAUCCACAUUUCCCUAUUGGCAAUGUAAAUUUUUUCUGGCGACCGAAGGAAUCGGAUGUUAGGACAAUUUGGAUCUGGGUACAUCCUGCCUUUUACAACGAUUUUUUUGAUGAGAUAAUAUCGAGUUUUGAAUUUAAACAGAAAAAUGUUGAAAAAAGCGCAACUGACACGCACAACUUAAACUGUCUGUAUACAAAUGAUUUAAAUUGCGAAAUGAUUAUAUUAAGAAAUGCAUUGAAUAGAUUUCGACUCUAUGGACCAUUGGCUCUAAAAGUAUUAACUGAGGCAUUACAUCUACCAUCCUUAACUGAAUUAGAACAUAAUUUGUCAAGCGAGAAAGAAUUAGACACAAGUAAAGAAUCAACAGACAGUAAUAUUUUGCAACCUACAGAGAAAAUGACAAUUGACGAAACAAGUGAAAACAAUACUGUAAUUCUGAAAGAUUUGAAUAUACAGGAACUUAGUAAAAAAGUAUGGCAUAUUAAGUACUAUAAAAGUCAGGAAAACAUGGAAGCUUUUAAGAUACAAAAUCAAUUGUGGCAAACAAUGAAGUCUAGGGAGCCAAAUUUCUUGCCAACGAGUAUGAUUAUUGGAUUAACUGUUUUAGAUCCACGUUUUUAUUUACCUGAGAAAAGAACAAAAUGUAAAAUGGAGGAGACAAGUUCGCGAUUAAAGCCAAUUGAUCAGUCACCAAUAAAUUCAAACCGCACUCCUUUUUGGGAUGCAGAAAUACGUCAUACUGUGAGCAAUUCCUGCGUGUCCACAAGUGCAAUUAAUAAGCUCAGGGGUGAGUGUCUUGUACCUGGUAUAUUAAACGACCAGUAUUACAAUGAGAACAUCAUGGCAAAGAUACCUAUACUCCUUAUUCAGAAGGAGGGAACGAUUACAGGUUUAGGUUCUGGUAUGGACAUUAUUAUACCAGCUAGAUGGUCAAUGCCAUUUUGGAUUGCCUUCGUAAUGCGAUGUGUAAGAGUAGGAGCGCUUCGAGAAUCAAGAUCAGUAGCUUUCGAAAGUUUGAUUCUAAAUGUACCAGAUAUUAAUGAUCCCGACAGUCCCGCUUACGCGAGGGAAGCAUUGUGUACGAAGGAGGAAUUGACUAACAAGUAUUUCCGCUAUCCGCCAAAUAGAAGAGUGAAUUUUAUUAAGGUUGGUAUUAGCAGCCCUUUUUUCUGCGACUGGAAAAAUUUGACGAAGGACUGGUCGGAUGUUGAAAAUUUUUACGUCCUGAGGAGUCGUGAACAUUUACUGCUUUUACAAGCGGGCAUUACUUCUCCUGUUAAGAAAAGAUAUGCAAGGUUGCCUGCUCAAGUUACAAAAUCCGACUUUCAAGAAUUGGACAAAUAUAAAAAUUGUUUAGUUCACGUUAAAGUAUCUAUGGUGGGAAAAGGAUCGCCGAAAGAGUUUGCUAUUGUAUGCAUGCCCACGCGGGAAGAUUUGGAAAAGUUUGAAAGUAAUAAGAAGUGGUCGGGGCCUGUCGAAAAACGUCACGCCGAUCCGAACGAAAGGUCUCGUAAAAUAUUGCGCAAAAGUCACUUGAUGCUGUUAAAACGCUUAAGACGGCACAGAAUUCGAUUGAAGAAAACGCUUGGAGACAAUGUAUUGACAUUGUUGGAAGGACCCAGCGGUAAGUUGGACGAAGACAAACACUUGGACAUUUUAUCGCGGCGCAAAAUUAUAUCGAAUCAAUUGGAAAAAAUGUCCAAAUUGUAUCUCCCGGAAUGUACAGACGUUCGCUAUUCCUGCGAUAGAGAAGUUAUGGGAUAUUUAACAAUGGGUCACUUAUCGUUUAGCGAAGCAAAAGGUAUUGGUAUCGGAUAUGUCACAUUAGCCUCCUUACUUAAAAUGAUGGAUAAAAGGUCUGAUAUCGCUCUUGUUAGAAAUACUAAAACGCGACAAUACAGAUUAGCAAAGUUAAGUAUAUUAGGUCUUUAACUGUGUGUGUAUGUGAUAUGUGUAAACUACUAAAUGCAUAAUAUCUCAUUUCAUUGUGUCGAAAAUAAAAGAAUA